CUCUCGUCUUGUCACAAACCAGCCUGGCCGGAGUCACUCACUACUCGGUGUUCUGUGGAUCCCAGAUGAUCCCCCGGGGGUCGAGGUUCGGACCUUUCAAGGGUCGAGUGGUCAACCCAAGUGAAAUGAAGACUUUCGACGACAACGGUUACAUGUGGGAGAUCUUUAAAGACGGCCGACUCAGCCAUUUCCUAGACGGACGAGGGACGGCCGGUAACUGGAUGUCGUACGUCAACUGUGCACGGACCUGCAUGGAGCAGAACAUGCAGGCUUUCCAAGAGGGAGAUUUCAUUUACUAUGAGACAUGUUGUGACGUCAUGCCCGGAACCGAACUUUUAGUCUGGUACUCGGAUGCUUACGACCAGUUUAUGGGGAUUCCCUUGGGGCUCCACGGAAUCGCCAAUAAGAACUCCACAAACAAGGAAGAGCAGGAAGCCGGCACGGGCUACCAGUGCGAGCACUGUGGGAAAGUGUUCACCUACAAGUACUACAAGGACAAACAUCUCAAGUACACGAAGUGUGUGGACCAGGGCGACCGCAAGUUUCCCUGUCAGUUAUGUAACAGAUCGUUCGAAAAGAAGGACCGUCUCCGCAUUCACGUGCUGCACGUGCAUGAGAAACAUCGACCACACAAGUGUGUGGUGUGUGGCAAGAGUUUCAGUCAGUCCUCCAGCCUCAACAAACACAUGCGGGUACACAGUGGAGAGAGGCCCUACAAGUGUGUCUACUGCAACAAAUCCUUCACAGCCUCUAGCAUUCUCAGAACUCAUAUCAGACAGCAUUCUGGGGAGAGGCCUUUCAAGUGUAAAUUUUGUGGAAAAGCUUUCGCCUCGCACGCCGCCCAUGACAGUCACGUGAGACGCACGCAUGCGCGGAGCAAGCGGAUGUCGUGUGAAAUCUGUGGCCUUGAGAUGUCCAGUGAGUACGUGCUCAAAAGGCAUUGUCUGUCACACAUGGGUAAGUCUGUCCUUGUCGAUUUAUGCGUCAUAUCUCUAGGGGCGGCUUUGGUUGUCUUGUCUGUCAGGUAA
Candidula unifasciata is the source of this 1028-nucleotide messenger RNA. NCBI's taxonomy places the organism in Eukaryota, Metazoa, Mollusca, Gastropoda, Stylommatophora, Geomitridae. The record is from the annotation of a GenBank genome assembly.